AUGGCAGAUGCACUUAGCCAUAAGUCCUUAGGUAGCUUGGUUGACGUUCCACCAGAAAAAAAAGAAAUAGUUCAUGAAAGUGGUCAACUGGCCAGUCUUGGAGUUCGCUUGGCCGAAUCUGGAGGUAUUAGGGUUUUGGACCAAAAAUUUGCUGAAUCCUCUAUUAUAGAAAAAAUAAAGCAUCAUCAAUACGAAGAUCCUAUUUUUGCACAAUACCGAGACACAGGUCUUGACAGAGAAAAUACCCCAUUUAGGAUUAUAUCUGAUGGAGUAUUAUUACACCGGGAGAGGUUUUAUGUACCUGAUGUUGAUGGGCUACGACGACAGGUUAUGGGCGAGGCACAUUAUGCUCGGUUGUAUAUUAAGGAGAUAGUAAAUCUCCACAGAGAUCCUGUAUCCAUUAUCACCAACAGAGGUGCCCAGUUUACAGCUAAUUUCUGGAGAUCUUUUCUGGAAGUAGUGGGGACCCAGACGCUGGAAGAUAUGCUGCAGACCUAUGUUAUUGACUUUAGAGGUAACUGGGAAGAUCAUCUACCACUUGUGGAAUUUGCUUAUAUUAAUAGCUAUCAUUCUAGUAUCCAGAUGGCCCCGUACGAGGCACUGUAUUGUAGAAAAUGUAGGUCACCUGUUGGUUGGUUUGAUGUUGGUGAGACUAAAUUAAUUGGCCCUAAUCUGAUUCAGCAGGCAGUUGAUAAGGUGAAGCUUAUUCGGAAACAAUUAUUGGCAUCUCAAAGUCGACAAAAAGUGUAUAGAGAUAACCGGCGUCGACCUUUAGAGUUCCAAUUGGGAGAAGUACAUCUCAUAUUCCAUGUGUCUAUGCUUCGCAAAUUCAUUGGUUACCCUUCCAGAGUAUUUCCCGUGAAGGACAUUCAGGUGACUGAAGAGCUGUCCUACGAGGAACAGUCGGUGGCUAUCUUAGAUUGUCAGAUAAGGAGAUUGCGCACCAAAUAUGUGUCCUCUGUUAAAGUAUUAUGGCGCAACAAUCACCGAGAAGAAAUGACUUAG
Molecule: messenger RNA, 1005 nt
Organism: Solanum dulcamara
Lineage: Eukaryota; Viridiplantae; Streptophyta; Magnoliopsida; Solanales; Solanaceae
Exons: 4
Coding region: 1-1005 (334 amino acids)
Molecular function (GO): nucleic acid binding
Source: RefSeq, a predicted model, not a curated record